Messenger RNA from Dibothriocephalus latus, 333 nucleotides. Lineage: Eukaryota; Metazoa; Platyhelminthes; Cestoda; Diphyllobothriidea; Diphyllobothriidae. The record is from the annotation of a GenBank genome assembly.
AUGCCGGGCGGGUGGCGACCACUCUCGCAGGUAGAGAUGAACAGUGAGACCUUCAGGGAAGCAGUGACGGCUAGUCUGGAGGAGCUAGGAGACGAAUCCCGCGGAUGUUGCAGCUACUUUCUGCAGAAAGUUUUGAGUGGCACACAACAGACUGUUGCAGGUGUCCGCUAUGAGUGGUUCAUGAAAGUUUAUCCAGUUCUACUGUCGAGCAACAGAGGAUGUGCUGAAGUGUGCAAUGCGGCCUCUGAGGAAACCCCAACGUAUUCGGCUUCAGCCUGGGUGAAACCAUAUGCUGACCCGAAGAAAGUUGAAGUCAGCGUAAGGCAGGUGUAA